AUGACGAAGUCCGAUUUUGUGCUGGGAGGCGUGGCCGCAAUGGGGGCGGUGAUGUUCACCAAUCCCAUCGAUGUGGUCAAGACACGGAUGCAGCUGCAGGGAGAAUUGGCGUCCCGCGGAACCUAUGUGGAGCCCUACAAGAAUCUACCCCAGGCCAUGGUGCAGAUAGUGCGCAACGACGGGCUUCUUGCCUUGGAAAAGGGUCUGGCUCCGGCGUUAUGCUAUCAGUUUGUCCUCAACUCGGUCAGGCUAAGCGUUUACUCGAACGCUUUGGAGCUUGGAUAUUUACAAAACACGGAUGGCUCCAUAUCCUUUUAUCGCGGCAUGUUUUUCGGUGCCAUGGGCGGCUGUGCCGGCACCUCUCUCGCUAGUCCCUUCUAUAUGAUAAAGGCACAACAGCACGCCCAGGCAGUUCAGUCAAUAGCCGUGGGCUUCCAGCACAAGCACACCUCGAUGAUAGAUGCCCUCCUCCACAUUUACAGGACCAAUGGCAUUCCGGGAUUCUGGCGCGGAUCGUUGGCGAGCAUGAGCCGGACGCUAGUUGCCUCCAGUGUUCAGAUUGGCAGCUUCCCCAAGGCGAAGGCCCUGCUAAAGGAUAACGGAUGGGUAACUCAUCCGGUUCUGCUUUCCUUUUGCGCCGGAUUGACCUCCGGUAGCCUGGUCUCAGUGGCCAACUCUCCAUUAGAUGUGGUCACCACUCGGAUGUACAAUCAGCCAGUGGAUGAAAAAGGACGAGGCCUAGUUUAUCGCGGCUUGGUAGACUGUUUUACCAAGAUCCUGAAGACGGAGGGUCUCCACGGGAUGUACAAGGGCUUUUGGCCCAUCUACCUCCGAACUGCCCCCCACAACACCUUGAUAUUUGUAUUUUUUGAUAAGUUGCUUUACCUGCGCGAUCAUUAUGUUUUCCCCCAGAACACAAAUUGAAAUUGUUUUUUCUUCAGGCUUAAAAGUGAAGCAGUGCAUUUGAUAAUAUAUUUUAAUAAUACAAAUACUACAAAAUUAUCGUAUGUUAACCAUGUUAUGUUUUUAUAACCCUUGGGGAAAUGAAAAGUAGUCUUCAAUUCUUGAUAUUGGAGUUUUGAAAAACGGAUUUCAAUCUUGCCAAAAUCUGGCAGCUCUGC
Drosophila suzukii is the source of this 1121-nucleotide messenger RNA. Its product is annotated as solute carrier family 25 member 35. The record is from RefSeq and is a predicted model, not a curated record. Lineage: Eukaryota; Metazoa; Arthropoda; Insecta; Diptera; Drosophilidae.